GCACCUGCACUGCGUAACCUCAGGGAUUCAUACAGUGCGUUGAAAAACAUGCAGGAGUCUGCUAAAGAAUGGAAUAUCUCUUUUGCUGGCUGUGGAUUUCUGAUGGCUUACUACUGUGGAGUAUAUAGCUGUUUAUUCGAACGGGCCCAGUUUCUUCUUAAGGGGGUGACAAAGAUUUGUGGGGCUUCAUCUGGUGCUCUGAUGGGUGCAGUGAUAGCAUGCCAAAUGUCUCCAGCCAAAUGCUCUGAAAAUCUGCUGGAAAUGUCCCGAGAGGCUCGGAAAGGCACUCUGGGUGCUGUGCAUCCCUCCUUCAACCUACUGAAGAUAGUACGAAACUUCUUAAGCAGAGACCUGCCCGAUGACGCCCACCUACUCGCCAAUGGACGGCUAUAUGUGUCACUCACUCGAGUGUCAGAUGGGACAAAUGUGUUGGUGUCUGAGUUUGACAGUAAAGAAGAUCUCAUUCAGGCUCUGAUUUGUAGCUGCUUUUAUCCACUGUAUUGUGGUGUGAUGCCUCCAAGCUAUCAUGGAAUAAGGUAUGUAGACGGAGCAUUGAGUGAUAACAUGCCUUUCUCUAGUCUGAGAGAAACAAUCACAAUCUCCCCUUUUUCUGGAGAGAGCGACAUCAGUCCUUACGGCAACCCUUUUUACUUCCAUGAAAUAUACUACAAUAACGUCAGCAUUCAUAUCAACUUCAUCAAUGCACACAGAGUGGUUAUUGCAUUUUUCCCUCCAGAACCAGAGGUCUUGGCUGAGAUGUGUCAAAAUGGAUACAGGGAUGCUUUCAUUUUUUUACAACAAUAUAAACUCCUGAAGCUUAGGUCGCCAUUGUCAGAAUUAUGGGAUCAUAUUCCAACAUCUAAGAAAUAUAUCUGUGAAAACAAGCCAACAGUGACUGGGAAUUCUAAAAGUUUCCUUCCAGAAUCCAUCAAGAAAGUGUUUUGCAAGUCUAGAAUGAUGGAGAAUGAAGAAAUACGAUGUCCUUUCUCAGUGAAACUGGUUUCUUGUCUAAUGUGGUGUAUUCUGCCAGUGGAGAUGGUGCACAUCAUGCUUCUAAGGCUUGCUGAGUGGACUCCAGAGAUGUGUAAGAUGACAAUUGGAAUGAUUGGACGAAUAUGGAAGAGAGCUUUCUUAAGAAGGUAUUUACAUUCACAGAAAUGUCCAACUCUUCAAGACCCCUCAUCUUCAAACCGAACUCACUGACCUGCACGAAUGACUAUUUACAAUUAUUUCAAAAAAAAAAAAAAAAAUCAAUACCCUUUUGAA
Rhinichthys klamathensis goyatoka is the source of this 1266-nucleotide messenger RNA. Its product is annotated as patatin-like phospholipase domain-containing protein 2. The record is from RefSeq and is a predicted model, not a curated record. Gene Ontology annotation, cellular component: cytoplasm; lipid droplet; membrane. The transcript has 9 exons. NCBI's taxonomy places the organism in Eukaryota, Metazoa, Chordata, Actinopteri, Cypriniformes, Leuciscidae. Gene Ontology annotation, biological process: lipid homeostasis; triglyceride catabolic process. Gene Ontology annotation, molecular function: triacylglycerol lipase activity. The coding region runs from base 49 to 1203 and encodes 384 amino acids.